Messenger RNA from Solanum pennellii, 1203 nucleotides. RefSeq names its product putative F-box protein At5g55150. Lineage: Eukaryota; Viridiplantae; Streptophyta; Magnoliopsida; Solanales; Solanaceae. Gene Ontology annotation, molecular function: protein binding. The record is from RefSeq and is a predicted model, not a curated record.
AUGGCAUCCAUGUGGUCAGAGGUUCCAGAGGAUCUGUUGAGGUUAAUAGCUAAUCGGCUUGAUACAUUGACUGAUCAAGUUAGGUUUGCAUGUGUUUGUACUUCAUGGAAUCUUAGUAUUCGUCGCUCACAUUCGUGGUGUCUACUAUAUCGUUUUGAGGAGGAGGCAAGUGAAUUAGGUGAAAAGUUUCUUUUUUUCCACCUUGAGUUUAUACCAGAGGUCCUUGGUAGGAGCAAGUUUCGAGGAUGUUCCUUCAGUUGGUUAGUUUCUACUGAUGAUUACUCUCCUAAAAUCUCUCUAUAUAACCCAUUCACCAAGGUUCUAAUCGCCCUUCCACCGCGGUACAACUUUCCUGAUGUGAUAAGAUACUGUCCCCCAGAAAGGUCUCAUCCAGUAUAUGAGAUUGAAAUCUAUGAUGGCGACACAGAGACUGACUUUGUAGCCACAAGUUUUGUGCACCAACACUGGAUACACAAAUUUGUCCUAUCUUCAUCUCCUAGUAAACCUAAUUGUAUGGUGGUUGCCAUCUAUGGUACUAUGGAUUAUAAUUUGGCCUACUGCAAAAUUGGAGAUGAAAAGUGGACAUGCAUUGCCAAAGGUAGGAUGAGAUAUGAUGAUGUUAUUUUUCGUGACAAAAACUUUUUGUAUGCUGUAACAAUCACAAGUCAUGUGCACGUCUUUGAUUUGUCGCCUAAUUCUCCAAAAUUGGUCGAUACUAUACAACCACCACCACCACCACCAGAAGAACUAGGGGAACCAGAACCGGGAAGACGAAGCUACUUGGUCAAGACUUCAAUUGGACUGCUCCUGGUUCAACGACAUUGGCUCUGGACAGGGUCUCUAUAUGAAGGAAAUCAGUGUGAAAAAACAAAAAUUUUCAACUUAUACAUGUAUGAGCCUAGCAGUCGAAGUUGGCGUAGGGGAAAUGUGCUGUUUUUGGGACUAAAUACAGGAGUUUCAAUACCUUCUUCUCGUGUUGGUGGAUAUAAAGGGAAUCAUAUUUAUUUUACAGAUACUUUACUCGUUUUCAAUUUGAGAACUGCUCGACAUGGCCCAUAUGAAAUUGGUGUUUAUGAUUUGGAUACUAAAAGUGUACAGUGCUUGCAACGCUAUGAUACUAAAAAAUACUGGAUCCGGCCAACACCAAUUUGGUACAUACACAGCCCUGAAGAUUUCUUUGAGCGCGAUGUGAAAAACAAUUAA